AGCUCUUGUUGAAAAAAAAAAAAAAAAAAAAAAAAAAAAAAAAAAAAAAAAAAAAAAAAAAGCCCUUCAUGGCUUCCGGACUGAAACCUUCUUUUCUGCUGCAAGAGGCAGCAGAAAAGAAAAGGCAAGAGGAGGAGAGGCAGAGAAUGGAAACAGAACAGAGGCGGAGGAGACUAGAGCAGGAGAGGCGGGAAGCGGAACUCAGAAGGAUGAACGAGGAAAUUCAAUCAGAAAUGCGGACUAUAGCAGCAGUGGCCCGUGAGCUCCAGAGCUUCAGAGCUGAGGUCAAGAAUGAGAUUAAGCUCCCGCUGAGUGUCCGCAGCAAGACACCCAAGGAGAAAUCCAAAGGGAAGAGUCGAGCGGUAGAUGAAGACUGCCUCCGAGAGUACCUAACGGGCGAAGCCGAGACAUCGAGAGACGCAGAGGAGAGGGCGCUAUGGACAUUCACGAGACGGAACAGAGGUAGGAGAGUAGCUAGGGGACUGCACUCACCUAGUGAUACAGAAGAAGGCGGCAGAAUCACCCAGGAUAGCGAGCCGAGGAUGAGCAAGGACAGCGUAGAAAAGAAGGUGCCUGCGGCAAACGGACGCGAAGGCAUGGUAGAAUAUGUGCUCAACAUCCAAAAGAGGCUGUCAGAGAAGACCGCACAAGAGCUCAAGCGAUUGUGUGAAGCGGAGGGAAUCGAAUACGUCAACAAGGAGCAAGCAGUCAAGGAGCUGGUGAGGAUCCGUACUAAGAUGGCAUAUGAAGGCUGCUUCGAGGAUCAGGAGGCGAAGCCGCACGACGGCAGCCUUAGUACAACAUCCAAGAAGAAGGGAUGCAGGAAAGGGAAGCGGGAAAGGUUAGCGGCAGCUAGAAGGGAAGGGAAGCAGAGAUCAGGAGGAGACCAGAAGAACGGGCUGAUUACAUUCACUAGACAAGAUUACCUGGAGAAGACGACAAGCCUGAGGAGGAUACUCAAAGAGGCGCAUACAGAGGCAAGGAGAGAAAUCAAGAUAAGCAGCCAUGGAGGAAGCAUCUGGGGAGAGGACUGGGCGGUUACUAAGCAAGUGUUUGGAAGCUCUGUUCUUCAUUUCAACGGCAAGAAACUGCCGUUUGCCCAAGCAAAGAGCAUCUUACAGGAGGAAGGAAGUUUCUGGAUUACGCAAAUCAAGAGAUCAGAGAAUGCGCAAGAAAGGAGGAAAGGAUACCUGCAGCUGCUGCUUAGGCUGCCAUGGAAGAGGAAGGAGUUAUGGGGCUUCGAAGUAGACAAGCUCAUGCACUUAUAUGCAGGCGCCGGUGCGUUCCACUCCAAAAGUACGAGGAAACAACUCAAAGACGCGAUUGGCAAGGUAGUAUCGGGCAAGGUGGGCAUCAACAUUCGGAGGAGAAUUGUAAUCGCACUACAGUAUGACAGCACUAUCAAGAAAAGGGAGGUGCGGGUACUAGUAGCAGAAGAAGUGGAGAAGACGGACUUGCACAGAUCUAUCAAGAGCAUCCUGAAGAGAAAGAUGAUGGUAGUCUGGCGGAAGAACGAGACAGUUGCCUCGUUGUUGUGUAACCACUACACGGUAGCGAGGUCUGCGGAAGGCAAGUGUACAUGCAGCGAUUUUCAGCUUCCCCGUAGCGAAGGGCACGUCCUCACCCGAAUAUCAGAAUUGACGGACAUCCGACCAGAGCUGACGAACAGCAGGAACAUUGCCAGGCCGACGUGGAAGCUUCGAGAGAAUCAGCUCCAGUCUACAAUAUUUCAAGCGGUGAAAGGUGUGCUGAAGGGGAAGAUGAAGACAACAGAGCAAUCGUUGAGCGUGCAGGACUGUUUGCAGACCAGACGGGAAGAUAAGCCGGGAGUGAUAGAGGAAGCGGAGGUGAAGCAACUAAAGAGAGAGUUCGAUGGGUUAGUAGUGGUGCCUGUAGAUCGAAACUCAGGAGACUUAGCUCUGAUGUGCCCGGCUACGUACCAUUGGGGGUUGGAAAAGAUGUUUAUCUUCAACACCGCGUAUACCCCAGUGAUGCGCACGGGAGCGAGUACGACCAAGAAGGCGAGGGAGGAAUACAAGCAAGCAGGGCUGAAGAGGAUUGCGGCCUGGAAUGGGAAGAGAAGAAGAGGGAAGACGGUAGUGCUUAAUAGGAAGAGCAUAGGUGCGGGAUAUGUGCAGAUCAAGUUCGAGCGUAUUAGGGAGUAUGUACGGUAUGAGCUGGAGCAUACUUUCACAACAUGCGGAGGCAAGCUGCUCAGGCAGGCGGUAGGCAUACCCAUGGGGAAGAACACCAGCCCGGCACUUGCCUGCGUAAUGUGUGCAAGAUAUGAAACUGCAUUCAUGGCAGCACCAGGUAAGGACAGGAAGCUCGUCUACGGUACAAGGUUCAUGGAUGAUGCGGCAAUGGCAGUGCUAGUGGACAGAAGUGACGAAGCAUCUUUCAGGAGAGCGGAGGAAAUAUUCGAGGACUUCGGAAGAUGUUAUGGUGCGGGAGAUACUCGAGGACUUCGGAAGAUGUUAUGGUGCGAAGUUGCAGUUGGUACGAACGGAUAAUGACAGCAACACGAUCGAGUUUAUCGGGACCAGGGUUACGGCUGUAUCGAACCCCGUCAGAUUCCUUGUCGAGGCAAAAACCAAGAACCAGGACUGGAUCUCGGGAGAAGUGCUGCCAUUCAGGGCAUUCCAAGAUUUUGCCUCGUACUCAGACAAGAAAGCUAAGUCUGGAGCGAUCAGCAGUGCAGUCCAUAGGAUUAGGCAGACCAGUAAUGCGCAGUCCAUAGGAUUAGGCAGACCAGUAAUGCCUCAAGCAUGGAGAUACUGCCCCUGCUCGCCAUUAGAGGAG
Molecule: messenger RNA, 2802 nt
Organism: Chara braunii
Lineage: Eukaryota; Viridiplantae; Streptophyta; Charophyceae; Charales; Characeae
Source: the annotation of a GenBank genome assembly